AGUUUGCAGACACAUUUGAAUGCCUCAUACAGAGCAAUGAGUGGAGCUGCUAUGAGUUUAAUAACAGCAAUCAGUGGAUUUCUUCUUCUCCUCACUGUGACAGCGGUUCAGGGUCAGAAUGGUUGGAGAGUGACUUACACCUCUACUCAGAUCUGCGCCUUUAAAGGAUCAACAGUGGACAUGCACUGCACCUACAUGUACCCAUCCAGAGAAUAUACAAUCAAGAAUAAAUUCUGGUUUACAACAGAGAAUAAUAAUGUUUAUCUGGAUCUGAAAGCAGACUCAGAUUACAGAGACCGUGUUCAGUAUGUGUAUAAAAACACAGACUGCACUCUGAGAAUCAGAAACCUGACAGUGAGCGACUCAGCUGUGUACAAGUUCAGAUUCACAACAAACAGUGAAACUGGGAAAUAUACUGGUUUACCUGGAGUCACUUUGACUGUCACAGAUCCACAGCUCCAGGUACAUGUGAGGAGAUCAACAGGAAACUCUUAUUCUAACUGGACAGAGCUGACAUGUCACAGCAACUGUCAGCAACCUGAUCAAUCUUCCUACAUCUGGUACAAGAAUGGAGACAAACUUUCAGCAGGAAAACAAUAUUUUUAUUUGGACACAUUUGAUUCUACAGACAGGAUUUCCUGUGCUGUGAAAGGACAUGAGGGUUUCCGUUCUCCAGCUGUGUAUGCUCCAAAGCUUCCCUCUGUGUCAGUGAGUCCCUCUGCUGAGAUAGUGGAGGGCAGCUCAGUGACUCUGACCUGCAGCAGUGAUGCUAACCCAGCAGCUAAAUACACCUGGUACAAGGAGGAUGAUCAUAAUCCUUUCAGUCACACAGCACAGCAUGUUUUCAGCUCCAUCCGGCCGUCUGACUCUGGAAACUAUUCCUGUACAUCUGAAAAUGAUCUGGGAAGAAGGAGAUCUAGAAGCAGAGAAAUUGAUGUGAAAUAUGCUCCAAAGCCUCCCUCUGUGUCAGUGAGUCCCUCUGCUGAGAUAGUGGAGGGCAGCUCAGUGACUCUGACCUGCAGCAGUGAUGCUAAGCCAGCAGCUAAAUACACCUGGUACAAGGAGGAUGAAGACUCACCAAUAACAUCAGGACAGAACUUCACCAUCACUGACAUCAGACCUGAACACAGUGGGAGUUAUUACUGUGUUGCUCAGAAUAAAAGAGGACUUCAUAACUCCACCUUACAGCUGACUUGUCGAUCCAGCCAGACAGAGGAAGAUGAAGAGCUUCACUACGCGAGUGUUCAAUUCAUAGAGAACCAGACCGAUCCCAUCUAUUACAACAUCAGAUCAGCUGGGCAUCGCAGACAAUUGGUAGAGGAGUACGAACACGUAGAGUACGCUGCAGUCAAGUUUAACAGUUCAAGUUCUGCCCCGAGGUAUGAUGCUCCUCUCACAGACCAUCUGAAAGCUUAA
Archocentrus centrarchus (flier cichlid) is the source of this 1416-nucleotide messenger RNA. Its product is annotated as B-cell receptor CD22-like. The transcript has 6 exons. The coding region runs from base 37 to 1416 and encodes 459 amino acids. NCBI's taxonomy places the organism in Eukaryota, Metazoa, Chordata, Actinopteri, Cichliformes, Cichlidae. The record is from RefSeq and is a predicted model, not a curated record.